Molecule: messenger RNA, 2336 nt
Organism: Bemisia tabaci
Lineage: Eukaryota; Metazoa; Arthropoda; Insecta; Hemiptera; Aleyrodidae
Molecular function (GO): FAD binding; oxidoreductase activity
Source: RefSeq, a predicted model, not a curated record
AUUUCAUCGGCGUAAUGUGCGUUAAGCCGCUAAUUACAGGGCCUAUUGUUCAAAAUUUUGCACGAAAUUCUGCGGUUAUCUUGUCUCGGCCAUGUUCAUAAGCGGCCACAGUUUCUAUUCCUUUUUCCACAGCCGGGCGCCCAGUGUUCGUCCGCGCUUAGUUCUUGAAUUUGCUCCUGUACAAACACGAAAGAAAAAUCAGUCGCAGUUAAAAUUUAAAACGAAGUGCCACGAAAAUGUUUAACCUCGGGAAGAAGACGGAAAAGUAAUUGCCGUCCGGUUAAAAGUUAUAAGUCGCAGCCAACGCAAUUUACCCAGUGCCUACGCACUCCGCAAACGACUGCGAUCGGUUCGUGAACAUUCCGCACCCUUGCUGUCACCCACAUACUAUCAAACCUGAAAAUCAUGCAUUUAGGGACCUUCGGAGUGGCUCUGUCACUGUGCCCCAUUCUCAUCUCGCCCUUUUGUGCCGCCUCCGAGUCAGCCCAACAGAGUUUCUCGAAAUGCAUCUCCUACAACACGCAGCAGUAUGGCCGAAUCUCCAACAUCACCACCACCUCCGACAGCCCCGAUUUUCUCGUCAUCUACAACGCGUACGUCCGGGAGCCUCGAUUUUUGGACACCUCGACCCCGAAACCACUCUUCAUCGUCACCGCGAUGGAAACAUCCCACGUGCAAGGAGCCAUCGUCUGCGCCCGACGCAGCGGUCUCCAAGUCCGUAUCCGCAGUGGAGGCCACGAUUACGAGGGGCUCUCCUACAUGGCCGGCGUCCCUUUCGUCCUCAUCGACUUGAACAACCUCCGCUCGGUUCGCGUGGACAUCCCGACCGAGAGCGCUUGGAUCGAUUCCGGAGCUACCCUCGGCGACGUGUAUUUCCGGAUCGCGGAGAAGAGCAACGUGUACGCCUUUCCCGCCGGUAGUUGCUCCACGGUCGGUAUCGGAGGGCACUUGGGCUGUGGCGGCUUCGGCUUCAUCUUCAGGAAGUUCGGACUGUCGGCCGAUACCGUCCUCGACGCCAAGAUCGUCGAUGUGAACGGAAGGCUCCUGACGAGAGACACCAUGGGAGAAGACCUCUUCUGGGCCAUCCGUGGUGGCGGCCCGGCGAGUUUCGGCGUGGUCGUCUCUUAUCAGGUGAGAAUCGUACGCGUACCGCCGACAGUCACGAGGUUCUCUGUCGAUUACACUCUUGAAGAAGGUGGUGCUCGACUUCUGCAGAAAUGGCAAGACGUCGCUUUCAGGCUCCCUGAAGAUCUCUUCCUGCGUGUGGUAUUGAUUCUUUCGGACAAUGCAACCCUAUCGGUGUCCUUCCAGUCCUUGUAUCUCGGCCGGGUGGAUCGGCUCUUGUCGGUGCUUCGAGAACGCUUCCCCGAGCUCAACGUCCGACGUGAAAACUGCACGGAGAUGACGUGGAUCCAGUCCGCGGUCGACCUGGCCGGCUUCCCGUUCAACGGUUCCGCGACCGUCUUGUUGAACCGCACGACGCAACAAACAGUCGCGUCCAAGAUGAAAUCGGACUACGUCACGGUCAAUCGACCCAUACCCGAGGCCGGGUACGAUGGACUCUUCAAGAUGAUUUUACAGGCCAACAUGUCAGCUUUGUACCUCAUCCUGACGCCGCACGGUGAAAUGAUGGCCAGGAUUCCGACAAAUGCCAUUCCCUUUCCGCAUAGGUUCGGGAUCAACUACGGUAUCCAGUAUGGUGUGUCCUGGGACGUGGACGAUGAUGUCCAAGGUCAGAAAGCGUUGAGCGAUAUCAGGAGGGUCUACGAGUAUAUGGAGCAGUACGUGUCCAGGGGACCGAGAUCGGCGUACCUGUGUUACAGGGAUCUCGAUCUGGGGACGAAUGGAAGGGACGGCAUCGCGGACUUCAGGGAAGCGUCCGUUUGGGGCUUCAAGUAUUUCAAUAACAAUUUUAACAGGCUUGUUCGCGUCAAAACUGCGGUCGAUCCUGAGAACUUUUUCAGGUACGAGCAAAGCACCCCACCGGAUUGCAACUGUUGAUUUACUGUACAAAAUAUUGAUCCCUGCGUGGAAGCGCUCUCUUCGAAGACCUACAUGUCAUGACUUGAUCUACUUAAUUUGAUUUGAUUUCUUUCAUCUUCCUCAAUAAUUUAAGAUAGCGAUUACCUGUUUUGAUAUAACUAAUUGCAUCGACUCUAGUAACUUCUGAGGAUGAAGCUAAGAUUUCUAAUGUUAUCAUAUGAGCCGCAAGAAAGUGUUGCUUUUGUUUGUGUUUAUUGCUCUAUGGUUUUUGACCUUUCCUUGUUAUAAAUAAAUAGUGUAAAUGAUGAGACCACUCUUUUUCCAUUCUUCAAAAAUGUUUGAUUUUGAAGUCC